AUCGCAUCCGUCCACAUUAGGCACUAAAACAGUUUUCAUUUUCCCGAGAAAUUUAUUGAAAGUUUUAGUCCACUUUUACAUAUUGAUAUACCAUUGAAGACCUUAUAAUUUGUUGACAAAAUGAGUGAAUUAGGAGUAAAUGAACAUCAUCAGAAUCAGGUUAUUAAUUACAUGCGAUUUGCUCGAUAUCAAAGAGGGCAAAGGUUACGAGCAGUUGAUGCUUGUUUUGAGGAACUGCAAGGCAGCAGAUUGAAUGAUGCUACAUUUACUCGUGAUGAGAUGAUUGACAUGUUGGAUGGUCUGCUAUCUGUCGUCCGUGGAGAGGUGGAAUCAGAACUCAUUAACACAGCCCAUACCAACGUCCUUAUGAUGCGACAAAUGUUUCAACAAUCCGAAAAAUGGCAUCUUAAACUGCAGGCUGAUAUUUCAGAGUUGGAAAACAGGGAUUUAUUGGAACAGAUAAAGGAAUUUGAAGAAAGGGAGUUCACUGGUACAAAACGUGAUACAGAGUUUACUCCAUCAAAGUUAGCUCCCCUUAAUGAAACAGGUGGCAGUGCCUUACUGCACAUGAGAAUUGAUGAGAUAAUGAAUGACAAUGAUGCUUUAAGACAGAGAUUAUCAAAAUAUGAAAAAGUGGAUCUUGAAGGGAGAUUUAGAAGUCAAGCACUAGCUACAGAUUUAGAAAAGGCAGAAGCUGAAUUGAGAGCUAGAAAGUCAAAUGUUACACAAGCUGAUUUAGAAGAUCUUCAUCGAAAAAUGUCUGGAUUACAGUCUGACCUUGAACAGUCCCGUAGAUCAGGUGCUGAUACUGCCGCCAACUUGACCCACGACCUUGCCGGAACGAAACAUGAACUACUCAAAAUACGGGAAAUGUUGGAAAUGGCUGAAAAGGAACUGGAGAAGAAAGUUAGUUUGACAGCGCCUUUUAAAAACUUAAAGCAAAUGUUACAGAAGAAAAAUGAACAGAUGAAAGAUUUACGUAAACGACUAUCUAAAUAUGAAACAGUGAACGAUUAGAUUAAAGAAACAGUUUAUAAUAUGUUAUUCCAUACAUUUUUAUUACAUUCUUUACACAAUUUACGGUUAACCUUCUUUGUUUCAUCAUGUUUUGUAUGUUUUAAAAAGUCCCUUUACAUGCUAGUGUUAAUCUUAUACAGACUGCCUUCUCACUGGUAUUAAAUACUGUCUUGUUGCUGGUUAGUCAGUGUCCAGUCUUUCUGCCCAUUGUAUGUUAAUGUCUUUAUAAUCGUAAUUACUUUAUAAUCUACUAGUACAUUAUUCUAAUCUGUCCAUCUUUCUAUACUCUUAAAUAUAAAUUUAUCUGUUUAAUUCAUAAUUACUCUGCCAUCAGUCAGGACUUGUGCUUGGGGCCUUAAAAAGAAACAGAACCUAAAUAUUGAUUUAAAAAAAACAAAAACCUGGUUGCUUUGUAUGUUAUGUUAUUGGUAAAUAAUAAAUAUAUAUAUUAACUGUUUAUAGCCUGUGAUAUAUUUCAUUCUUUAUUUAUGUUAUAUGUGUUUUAAUUUGUAUUUCAAAUGACAUUAUGUGUCUGUUAAAAGGUCUUGAUAAAGUUUGUACAUUUGUUUAUUAACUAGAUGAAUGCACUACCAUAGUGGCUAAUAUUUUGUAAAUGUAUUAAAUAAAAUGUGUUAUGGGUUUGGAUAUGUCUUAGUAAACUUACCGUCCAUUUAGUUUAUAUCUUUGAAACUCUUAUUAAUUUACUAUCCUAAAAAGAAUCCUAUGAAAAUAAUUUUCAUUUUAGAUAAGUGUAUUUUGUCUACUCCAUAUACCGAAGAUGGUAGAACUACAAGAAAAGCAUCUAAAUUAACAAAAUUGAAAUGUUAGUACUUGGAUAGUUUUAAUUUUUUUGGUGCUGCUAACGAUAUUACACAAAAUUCAGCUUAUUUUCAUAUACCUCUAUAAGAUCUACUCAUAUUGUUGACUGCUAUUUUAUGGAAUUAUUAUAUCUAAAUAUAUCUUAGUAUACCUAUGUUGUUGAAUAUCUGACUUUUAUUAUGGAUAACAUAAAUGUAUGUUUUUGCACUUAUUAAAAAUAAUUUUAGAACUAAA
Patella vulgata (common limpet) is the source of this 2070-nucleotide messenger RNA. Its product is annotated as leucine zipper transcription factor-like protein 1. The transcript has 10 exons. Gene Ontology annotation, biological process: negative regulation of protein localization to cilium. Lineage: Eukaryota; Metazoa; Mollusca; Gastropoda; Patellidae. Bases 121 to 1017 code for a protein of 298 amino acids. The record is from RefSeq and is a predicted model, not a curated record. Gene Ontology annotation, cellular component: cytoplasm.